Acanthopagrus latus (yellowfin seabream) is the source of this 3965-nucleotide messenger RNA. RefSeq lists its product as uncharacterized. Gene Ontology annotation, biological process: establishment or maintenance of cell polarity; centrosome cycle; regulation of cellular localization. Gene Ontology annotation, cellular component: apical plasma membrane; cell cortex; nucleus. The record is from RefSeq and is a predicted model, not a curated record. Lineage: Eukaryota; Metazoa; Chordata; Actinopteri; Spariformes; Sparidae. The transcript is spliced from 12 exons. Gene Ontology annotation, molecular function: protein kinase C binding. The coding region runs from base 299 to 3928 and encodes 1209 amino acids.
CACGUUUCCUGCAGCUUUGCGAAUACAUCGGAACUUGUACAUUUUGCGCCUGAAUUGAUGGCAACUUUCUCACGAUGAGCAACGCUGGAGUUGUGCUUUGAAAGGAAACCAUCGUCACUAAACAUCCAGUUGCAGGCAGCAGUUGCUUAUACUCAUUCUGACGGAUUAUCCUGUGGGCUGCAAAGUAAUCAGUGGAUAAGGCAACGUGACUGAAUCCACAUUACAUAUCUCCUCACCAGGCAGAUCAGAUAAAAAAAGUAGCUGGAUCUGUCUGGACUUUCAUGUGCAUGACCAGCCAAUGGAGGAAGAGAAGGUGGUUGAUAAUAACCAAACACAAUCCAGUUCCCCUGUGCCCGCUGGCCUUCCCAUCAACUGGGGACUCAUCACCGGCCCUGUCCAGCCCAUUCUCCCCACACCCUCUCUGGGCACCCAACUUCCUCCUGCUCAGAGCUCGGCGGUGCACGCGCUGCAGACAAAGGUGAAGUCGCUCACACAGAGGAGGACAAGAGGGAGAGACAGAGAGAAAGAAAGGUUUGACGCGGAGGUUUUAGUGAGCAGUCCGGCUGGGAUUUCCUCCGAGGUCUUCCUCAGACAGCGGCCCAGAGCGAAGGGUCAGCUGUCUCUGCUGUCAUCAUCCUGGCGAUCAGGUGCAGCGAGGAUCUUGAGCAGCAGUGAUGAAGAGGAGGAGGUGGAGGUGCAAGUUAGGUUGGAGAUCCACAGUCCUCCAGCUGACGCUAAAGGAGAGCAGGUGUUCCAGGAGGUAGAGGAAACUGAGGGGGAGAGUUCAGAACGAAAUUAUGGUCAGCCUUGUGGGCUCGGGGAGGGUACUAGUUUGGAGAGUCUUCUGUCCGAUAACUCGAGCAGCAGUAAGGAUGACCCAUCCCCUCCUUUUCCUCAUCCUCCUCCUCUACCUGUGCUCUCCUCCUCGUCACCUGCUACCACCUCUGCUGCUACAACAUCCUCCAAUUCCUCCUCCACGUCAACUAGACACUGGGCACCACCCAAGGGCUUCUGGAGGGUGGCACGCCCUGAGACAUUGCUCCUUAAUGGUGUCGGCCCCAACAACAUCCCCUCCACUGUACCUUUGAAGGACUACACUAGAACAGAAGCACUGGCGGGGCCUCAGAGGAAGCCUAAACCAGCCGAAACUGGCACCAGGAGCGACGUGGGUACUGCAGUGGAUGAGUGCGAUGAAUCAUCUUUAUUCAAAUACUCCGACAGCGUGGAGUCCUUCUUGGAAAGGUGCGAGCAGAAGGAGACAGACGGCAAGGGGAUGUGCAGUUCAGACAGUUGGGAGAGCGUGUCUUCACAAAGCGGGGUGCUGUCUGCUGACGAGCGACUGAAGGUGAAGCAGAGGGCUUACGCCAAGUUAAGGGAAAGACAACAGAACUGCAGGGAGGAGAGAGACCAGAGCGGAGAGGAAAGUGGUGGCUACCAUGAAGACACAACAGACAGAGUGGACUCUAAAGUCGCAGGUGCUCAUGGGGUGUCGGACAGCUCAGACUCAGCCAUUCUCGCCCAGGAACUUGAACCCUAUCUGAGGUCACUUCUUGUAAUAACUGACGAGCUUCCGCUGAGCCCAAGACACGAACAAGCCAAGCUUCUCCUGGAGCGAGCGCGACUCAAGGCUCGUUCCAAUCACAUUAAAGGCGAUCGCCCCAGCAGACGCUCCCACUCUGAUCAGAGAUCAACCUCAAAGAAGCAGCAAACUGAGUCUCCCCAUCCAACACAAGUACAGAAAGCUGUUCAAACCAAAGAAGAUCUUACAGCUCCAACUGUAUCUGGUCCACUCCUUGUCCCCAAUCAAAAAGACACUUCCCCCGGAGAACAAGGUGGUCGAUCCAAACGCUAUGGUUGUUCGCCCACACGGGUACGCUUUGAGGAUGAGUCAGAGAAAGAAGCAGAGUCCCGGUACUUGGAUAGAAUGAAACAGCGAGGCAGGUCUGGGAUGCCCAAGUCAAAGAGUAAAGACAGUAAUACAGAUUCUAGCAGCAGUGGUUCAGAGAGGAGUAAAGGCCAUCGAAGUGUCUCCAUGCCACCACCACAGAAGCAAGAAGAUGUGGUUGUCAGUGGUGAACCCACAACGGUCAUUAAAGAGAUAAUAGUGCUGGUGAAGAAAUGUGAGGCAUGUGGCUCUGUGGUCAGGGAACCUCAGCCUGUCUCAUCGACCACAGACCCACAGAGCACCGAGCCACAGCAUCCAGGCAACCCUGAGGAUCCACGAGGAAAAGCUGUUCCUCACUGGGUGCCUCCAAACAAGCCAGAGCCAAGUACUCGCCCCAAAGCUCCUCUGACUGUCACUUUUGCUGGAGCUUACGUGCUGGGGGAAAAUAAAGAGAGCAGCACAGGGUGGAAGUCAUCAGGGUUUGGGAAACUCAGGAGAAGGAGCAGGAAAGGAGAGAGUCGGCUGGAGUCUGGCCACGGUCCUUACGGUCCAUCCUGGGCUCAGAGGCGAAACUCUAAUCCCAGGAACAGGGUCAAUUUGAGCAGAGCUGUUUCCUUCGCCCCAGGCAGCCCCAUCGAUCUGGAGCCACGUUUACUCGAGGCCUCGGGUGGACAACCACCUGCCCCAGCUCUGCCUAUAAAGUCAGCCCUAAAGUCAAGUUCAAGAAACCGCUCUGCUGCAGGUCAAUCCACAGUUCAGUUUCAGAUGACUUCAAAUCAGGGAGGUGAGGGAGGAUCCCAGGUCCUUUUGGACACUCCAGAAGCAAGAAGGGAGUCUCCGGUGGCUUUGAACCAAGGGACCCCUGCAACAAGUAACCCAGUGCCCUGUAUCAGGCCCUCCACUCUGAGGUACUCCCCAGCCCGAAUAGCAACUGACCUGCCAGCUGCUGAGCUCUGGGAUGCCACUCCAGAUGGAACAGCAGGUCUGAGUGGAGACCUCGGUUCUGGUUCUGAGUGUCGUCCUGCUCUGCGAGGCCUGGCUAUGUCCCGGGCAGAGGACCUCAGAGCGGAGCUGCUGAGAGCAGAACAUUUGAAAGCCGAGGCCAUAUGGGAGGAAAACUCUGACGGGUCCAGAAAGCUGGAUGGACGGCCGAAGCUCUUCCUACGUCGCUUCUUUUCCUCCAUCGGUCUGAACAGCGUUGGUAGACUGGUGAAAGGAGGCCGCUCCAGCAGCAUGGAGCAGCUCAGUAUACCCACCGCCCCCCGGGUCAGCUCUGCUUCUCCGAGCCCUACACGCAGACCACAACCUACCAUCCGCAUUCAGAGGACGCCCUCACUGCAAACCCUGAACACGUUCGGCUUUGAAGUGCCUCUCGCUGCUUAUUUGCCACAGUGGACCCACCGCGGCUUUGAAGUAUUACCAGCCUCUCUGCCCGACACUGGGAGCACAAAUAAUGCAUUCCAGGUUGUCCGUGUUUCCUUCCACUUUCUCUGGAAGCCGGCCUUGCUGUCCUCUUGGCAGCUGCAAGAGUACACGAAAACAGACGUGCUGCCACUGGCCCAACUGCGAAAAGCUUCCUCUGUGCAGAGUUUAGAGAGAAGAACUGAGCGUUCAACGAUACUGGGAGAGGUGCAGAUACCAUAUGGUCUGGCACCCAGCCCUGAAAGCCCUCAGCUCGAGCUACACAGAGCUCUGAGUGUUGAAGAAGUACUUCCCUCCAGAAUCGUACGUCCGGUGGGCCGGGUUACCCAGGCUUUCUCUGACGGGACCCUCCUCCUGGAGCUCACCAGACCCCCAAAUGGUCCCUUUGGUUUCGUCAUCUCAAGGGGCAAAGGUCGACCAGACACGGGUGUGUAUGUAGAGAAAGUGGGCGAUGGCAGUGGAGAAGGCCCCUACACAGGUCUCCUUGGCAUCGGCGAUGAGAUUCUACAGGUGAAUGGAGAGGCGGUGGCCGGCCUCGGGAUGGACCAGGUGACGCGGCUCAUGACCCGGGAAAGCACCGCCUCCCUUCGGAUCAUGCCGGCACGACGCAGCCAGCGCUGACAAGGAGUCGGUGGCACGGUGCCCGUCUCUGGAUUGU